AAUUAAUUAACUCCCAUGCCGGGCAGAGACAUUAAGCGCCUGAAUUUGAAUAAGCCAACUGAAAAAACGUCUCUAAUAACGGUCAUUGUUUCCCUAAAACAUCCUCUAUUGUCUACUUCGUUCCAACCCUGCCACAGGUCCCAUUCCCAGCAGUCCAAAUCAUUCUACUAGGAUUUAAGGGGGUUGAAUUUCCUUCACAGCUGAAAGCAUAUGCUAGAACAUGGCCGAUAACAAAGCAGAUAUACUUGAUUUGUCUGUUCUGCCAUUCGGGGAGGAGUCAGAUUUGAAUUCUCAUAGCAAUGCAUGGCAUGGACCAUUGUGUUGACUGAGGUAUAUAUACAGAUUGAUUUUAAAGAAACUAGCCAUUCAAGGACGACUAAUGUCCUGGAAAUGAAAGGCCUGAGGACUGCCAUGUCAGAAGAGGAGCUAAAGAUUCGCAGUGAGCUAGAGAUGGAGAUAGAAAGAGAUUUGGAAGAAGAAAUCAAAGAUGGAAUAUACCAUCAUGCUCUCAGAUUGCACCGACUGUAUCAGCAGCAAAAGGAAAGGAUUGCAAAAGAAGGACCUGGGUUUGAAACCUUUCAAGCUCAACAAAGAAAGAAUAGCCAAACACUUCUUGAAGUGAACAUAAGCAUAAGAAUGGAAGGAGGGACCAAAAUUGAAAUAAAAGAGACCAAGAAAGAAGCUCAUGAUCAUCAUCAGGAGAAGGGUCGGCCUCGUACUUCUAGAUCAGAAAACAUGCAACCAUUUCAGCCUGUUUCCAAUGGGAAGAAACUCGAUUGGGUGAGGAGUCUCCGAUUCAAUGCCGGUCCGGUUGCCAUUGAUAGAUCAUCAAAACAUGGCAGCUUACAUCAGCCUAAAACACCAAGCAACAACCGUUGCUGCUAUGAUCUGAAUCUUGACCUUAAAAAUGCCAGGAGAAUUUGCACUGCUUCUGUCUUGGGGCAGCCCAAGGUCCGUGCGAGUGUCGAUAACAAAGUACUUGAAUUGGGAUGGAAAAAUUGAUAUAUUUUUUGCUUUUAUGAUAUGAAAAUAAUAGCAGAAUACAAAUAAUAUUGUUACGUGUGAUUAAUUUUAAGGCACGAUGUUGUUAUUCUGGUAUUAAUUGUAAUA
Carya illinoinensis is the source of this 1110-nucleotide messenger RNA. RefSeq lists its product as uncharacterized. The record is from RefSeq and is a predicted model, not a curated record. Lineage: Eukaryota; Viridiplantae; Streptophyta; Magnoliopsida; Fagales; Juglandaceae. The transcript is spliced from 3 exons. The coding region runs from base 304 to 1002 and encodes 232 amino acids.